AUGGAGAAAAUUCGGCAAAAGAUUUGCUGUGUCGAUUGUCAGCCAAGUCAAGAUUGCUUUGAGCACAGAAGAAAAAAUAUUGACCUCCGAUCACAAGAACAUGGCAGAGGAGCAGCGACCACGGUCAAAGAUUGGUUCUCAAAAGCCUGGUCAUCCGUUUCGAAAGCGGCGGGGAAAGUGUGGGGCGGAGUGAAGAAAGGUUUCUCGUGGGUGUGGACAAAAGUGAAGGAUUUUUGGAAUUGGUUGAGCCGAAAGUGUGGAAAUGCCGUCCCGUUCUUCAAAACGGUCCUUUUCACGGCGAUUCCUGAACAAGAGUUGCCUCCACCUGCAUAUCCAGCCGGCUUCCGACCAGUUCAUUUCGAUUCGGAUGAGCGAUCGAUGAGCGAAGAGUUGAGCUUCAAAGAGUUGCCACCGGUACAACAAACUAAUCCAAGACUUCCACCAAUUCCACCACCCCGCCCGAUCACCCCAUCUUUGAAAGUCACUGAGGCUCAGGAUGAGGAGAAAGAAGAGAAUGAGCAUGAGUCAAAGAAAUCCCUCCCCUCCUCUCCACCGCCAAUUCCUAUUGAAACCUAUAACAUUGAAAACAAAACAAAAACUCCAGCACCGAAUGUCCCUUCAAAGCCACCAAUGCAUGUCGAAUUUCAUGAAGAGACGACAAAGGCUUAUCAGGGAAAUGACGGCGCAGCAGCUAGAAUCUCCUAUAUUCAGCAGCCAAACAUCGACUUAUCCCAAUACACAACGCGAAUCGGAGGAAUCGGACCAUCACGAAGCGAAGCAACGAACGAAACGACAACUAACAUUCGAACAACGAGAGAAGGAUCGAUUGGACCGGCGAUUGAGGGCGGAUUCUAUUCACAACGGACAUAUGGAGAUGGAGUGAGAGGCGAGGGACGAGAGGCAUCUCAACCGCCUCCUCCACCACCCCCUCCUCCACCAAUGCCUAAAUCUGGGAAGAUUCCAGUAAUCCCUGGAAGAAAAACUCCGGUGGCUGAAGAGCGGAAAUCAGCGACCUCACCGGUUGGUGGGAAUGUGAAAGGAGCUGUGCCAAUGUUGCCCGUAUCGGUUCUUGAACAAAUGGCCGCUUCUGUUGAAACUUUUGGUGAACGAACUGAGAGAGGGAAAUCGGCUACGGUGACGGAGAGAGUACGCGAGGCGAACUCGAAGACACCCGUUCCUUUUGAGGGACGAAAAACUCCGGUGUCGUUUGAGCGACGCGUGGAAAACCAGGAAACGAAAGUGAAGCGAGAAUCAUCAAUGCCACCGCAGGUUUGGAGACCAGUGUCCGCAUUUGAGCCCGAGCGAGCCUCGUACAAUCACACGUCUCGCGCGAAAUCCGUUGGACCAACCGUUGUGAGUCGAAUCGAGAAUUCGACCAACGACGAACCGCAAUUUAUCUUCAGAGCCAAAGCACCGGCUAGCUUCAACCAGGAAAACAAUUUUGAUUUAAAUGGAUACUUGAUGGGGCACAGUGUUUAUAGACCGAUUCCCGAAGCUGAGCGAAUGAGAAAUACGAUCAAUAGGCGAUCAAUGUCCGUUUCAAGACCAGUGACUCCAGCUGGAUCAACGGCCCCGUUUGAGACGCCAUAUGUCAAUUAUGCUAAUGGAUAUAUGAGUGAUGACGGUGGCUUGCGGCAGAGAUCAAGCCGAUCACGAACAACCGGACCUCAGACACGAGAGAGCACCGCUUUCAGUGACACUUUCCAUCUUGGAGGAGCGAAUGUAAACUCCCGGAUUCGUGGCUGGCCUCCACCAUCAAAUACGACACCGAUGGAUAUCAGUAAGGAUUAUUGGCUGAAUGGAGACUCGACAAUGUCAUAUUAUGAUCGAAAUGGAGAUCUUGUCACGACGAAGCUCAAAAGAAUCUCCGAAAAGACGACUGAGGACAACUGGAAAUGGAGAGAUCACAAUGGACGGGUUGUUGACGAGAAAUCGGAGCGAUCGUGGCGGGGUGAUUUGGAUGAGAUGACCAAUGAUGGGCCUGGGUCGGGAAGUCAUUUCACGAGAACCGUUGAGAUGCUGCCAGGGCGGGACAUCCGAUUUCAAGAUGUCAAUCGACAGUACAACAAUAACUUCGUUGUAGAGAGCAUUUGUCGAAACUAC
Messenger RNA from Mesorhabditis belari, 2103 nucleotides. The record is from the annotation of a GenBank genome assembly. Lineage: Eukaryota; Metazoa; Nematoda; Chromadorea; Rhabditida; Rhabditidae.